Molecule: messenger RNA, 2028 nt
Organism: Pungitius pungitius (ninespine stickleback)
Lineage: Eukaryota; Metazoa; Chordata; Actinopteri; Perciformes; Gasterosteidae
Gene: cbx8b
Product: chromobox homolog 8b
Exons: 5
Coding region: 169-1299 (376 amino acids)
Biological process (GO): negative regulation of transcription by RNA polymerase II
Cellular component (GO): chromatin; PRC1 complex
Molecular function (GO): chromatin binding
Source: RefSeq, a predicted model, not a curated record
GCAACGCAGUAAAAAAAAGAAAGAAAUUGCGCUGACGUCCAUGCUGUCGGGGAGUAUUAUGGUCUGUCGGGAAUUCAGAGUGGCUGGGACUGGAGGAAGAAAAAAAAAAGAUCUGCUCUGCUAACGUUAGCGUUCACCAAGCUAACGGUAGGUAGCACCGCAGUAAACAUGGAGCUGUCUGCCGUUGGAGAGAGGGUGUUCGCCGCCGAGUCGAUCAUCAAACGGCGGAUAAGAAAGGGUCGGAUUGAAUACCUUGUGAAAUGGAAGGGCUGGUCUCCCAAAUACAGCACUUGGGAACCAGAAGAGAAUAUUUUGGACUCGCGCCUGUUCGCGGCUUUUGAGCAGAGGGAGCGCGAAAGGGAGCUGUACGGGCCCAAAAAGAGGGGACCAAAACCAAAGACGUUUCUGCUCAAGGCUCAGGCUAAAGUUACGGCCAAAUCCUACGAGUUCAGAGGCGACUUGGUCCGAGGGAUGCACAUCACCUACCCGACCCCAGAGCCGGUGGUGACCCCCAGGGCCAGGGAGGGUCUGAGAGCCGUUGUUCCAAACAUCUUUCCGCCCAGCACUGUCAACCGCGGUGAAAGCGUCAGAGUCCGUCCCCCAGAACUGAGCGCCCGUGAGUACCAGCAGCCUUCCCUUCAGCAAAGCGGUCCAGGCGGGCUCAUUCAUUUACCCAAAAAAAGAGGCCCGAAGCCUAAGCCCCGCUUCAAGGACAGCAGCUGCAGCCCUGCAGUCUUUGAAAGCCACAAAAGGAGAGCGGAGGAGCAGGUGAGCUACAGCCCUCACAAACUGGCUAAGCUCCAGGAGGGUGAGGAGAUGAGGCGGAUCAAAGUGGCCCACAGACAUGCGGAGCUCCACGAUCAUAAACACCGCCAUCAUCACCGUCGCCACCAUCACCACCACCACCACCGCCAUCAUCACCAUACACACAACCGGGGAAUCACCGGUGCAAGCUCCUACAAGCUGUACUCGGACCACAUCCAGCAUCCACACAGAACAGACAUGGACACACACAGGACUAAGAACAGCCCCACCUACGUGGCGCCGGUACACUUCAAGCACAGCACCAAUCUGAGCCCGAGCCCGAGCGCCCCCGCUGAGCUUCCACCUGUGGAAAAGCCUUACUUCCUGGACCGGCCGUCCCCGACCAGGCUUGACGUCGACUUGGAUGAAGUGACGUGGAGGCCCUCCGUCGGCAACGUGGAGAAGGUCUUGGUCACGGACGUGACCACCAACUUCCUGACCGUCACCAUCAAGGAGAGCAGCACUUCUCAAGGCUUCUUCAAGGACAAAAGAUGAUCGCUCGACUAGUUUCCCCCUCGCCACGCUUUGCUUUCUCUGACUGGCAUCAGUAUAAUUUUGGAGCUUCCAGGACAUAAGUUUGAUUAACAGGCAAAGCAGGUUCAGUAUUUUGUAAAUGAAAGCAAAUUACGUAACGUGUAUAAUAAGGUUGAACAUGUUCUGUUAUUAUGUAUUGACCAAAUCAAAUUAGGUCCACUUCACAUUUUGCAUUGGUUGAAACAUGAACAUGUUUCCUCAGUCGGACGUUUUGUGCAGAGCUUGUGAAUUUGACUUUGAAAUGAUAACUAACGAAUGUAUUUUUUUGUUAACUCUCUUUCAGUGUGAGAUGAUGCUUAGAUAAUAAAUUCAAUCCAUUGAUUAAGUAUUUCUCUCAAAUUUGAACUCGAUUAGACUGAAAAAAAACUGUUCAAAUCAAUGGGGUCGAUAUUUAAUAAUGUCCUAAAAGCACUUUGAAAUCAAAAGUAUUAAAAAUAAUCUAUUUGUGUAGCAUUCAAAGACUGACUGACUGUAUAAUCUCUAACAUUUGUAAUUAUAUUUACAAAAAAGUGCUCAAUUUGACACAGAUAAGCUGAGGUGUGUGUAUAACAACAUUUUUCCAUUAACUUGGUAUAUUUUACAUUUUCAUAGAAAACGUUCAUAUCUUUAAUGUAAGAUGAUAAUUAAAAAGUUUUGUGUCGAUUUGCUUUUUAGACGCUUUCCAAUAAAUUCAAAUUUUCUCAAUUUCAA